Molecule: messenger RNA, 1653 nt
Organism: Cryptotermes secundus
Lineage: Eukaryota; Metazoa; Arthropoda; Insecta; Blattodea; Kalotermitidae
Product: ELMO domain-containing protein 2
Exons: 1
Coding region: 293-1240 (315 amino acids)
Molecular function (GO): GTPase activator activity
Source: RefSeq, a predicted model, not a curated record
AAAGAGUGCCAUGGAAAUGCAGAGAUUGAAAAAGCGCGAAAAAAAAAGGACUCUAGCUGAAUUUAUUGAUUUACGCUUUAUACAUAAUAGUGUAUGACUGGGUGAUGUGGAUAUGUGAGCUAUAUAAUAGUUAUGUAUUAGAUCGAGAAAUUUUUCAACUGAAAAAGUAGUUGGUAUAUUUUUAAAUUAUGGUUGGGUGUCAUUGUCGUCGAAUUCAGGGUUGCAAAGUAAAGUAAGGUUAUCUAGAUCUUCAUCCUUGAAUUUAUCAGAGUUCGUAAAUUUAGGGAUUAAAAUGUUAACUGUGUUUCGGUCUUUAUUGGCUGUUAUUUGCUGGUAUUUAAGGCCUUUAGUGAAGAGGUUUUUGAGAGAAACUACAAGAUUAUGCGAACUACAGAGGGUAUGUUAUGGUGAGAAACCUGGUGCACCAAGAUCACUUAGUGUCGAGAAAUCGCUCCUUCAGUCUAGAUCUGGUGAUAUAAAAAAACUCGUCAUGAUCUUGGAUAGAAUGAGUGAUGGCAGAAAGUUUACAGGCACGAACCAAGAGAAUAUAAUUCAUUAUGCUGUACACACUGUUUUGAGGGUGAAACAAAUCAAUCCACAAAUCCAUCCACAGUUUGGGAAAUCUUUCGCAAAGUGCAUCGAACAUAUCUGGGGAUAUCGUCAGUUGAUUCAAGAUGUCGAAACUCUUCGUAUUACUCCAUAUGAUGCCGACAACAAGGAUCAUGAAAAUAAAUUGUUGACUUUAUGGGAACUGCUGAUGCCAUCAGUUCAGCUUGAAUCUAGAAUCACCAAACAAUGGCAAGACAUUGGUUUUCAAGGGGAUGAUCCAAAAACAGACUUCAGGGGCAUGGGAUUGCUGGGACUAGAAAACUUGGUUUAUUUUGCACAGGAAUAUCCUGGCCCUGCUAGCCAUGUACUGUCACAUUCCCAUCACCCUCAGUAUGGCUAUGCAUUUGCAAUUGUAGGCAUAAAUCUAACCAGCAUGGCUUAUCACAUGCUGAAAGAUGGGUCUGCAAAGUCUCAUGUUUAUAAUGUUUCAAGAGGACUGCCAACUGUGAAAGUUUUCCACCAGUUUUAUUGUUACUUGUUCUAUGAGUUUGACAGGUUUUGGGUUGAAGCAAAGCCUCGUAAUGUAAUGGACUUUUCAUAUAUAAAAGAGAAAUUUGAGAGUAGGAUUCGUAUAUCUCUCAUGAAUCCUGCUUCUGCAUUGAGGAUAAACAUAGCUGUUGACAAUAUAUAAAUAUUCCAAUGAUGAAGAUUUGUUGCUAGUGCAAUAGAACUUUAUUGUGAUAUUGCAGUAUUUCACACAUUCUGAAUCCUCAACAUUGGGUCAAGGCUAUCAGUAUUGAAUAUUAUUAUCUAAUGGUGUUUCACACAUAUUGAAUGCUAUCCUUUGGAUAAAGGCUACUAACACUGAGUUACUGAAAUGAGUCUUACCUGUGUAUGUUAUUAUUAUUGAUAUUUCUUGUUAGUUUGAUCUACACUGGCACCAGCAUUCCAAGAGUUUCCAAUUGUUAUUGCAUAUGAAAAUUUGUUGUGAUAUCAAGAAAUAGUGCAGUUUGUGUCUUCCAUCCUAAGGAAUAGCUUGUUAUAGAACUCGUGCUUGUAACCCACUGAAUAGCAUUUGUUAUGUAUUUCUGCUUAUAGAGCCGA